GGGAUCGGAGACUGCUACUACACACACGGCUCUAUAUAUUGGGGAUUAACAUAUUAUGGUUCGAAUAGGGACAAUUGCAUAGCGAAAUAGAGUGGUCGUCAGCCGUUGCACUUGAUACAUGCAAUAUUGAGGAUUACUAUUCACGACACGAAUUUCUUAUUUCGAAUCGAUAAUAUUGAUGAACCUUGUCUUUAUAUGGGGUAUAGAUUAACACCAUUGGUCAUUAACGUGUGUGUGUGUGCCACAUUUUGCUGCUUAAUGACAGAGGGUUGAAUUAUAGCUGAGGAUGGAAUACCAGAAAAUGAACAGAAAGAAAGAACAUUCCACAGUAAGGUUCCACGAUGUGUCUCGCAAGACGUCAUCAGUCCAGAAAUACAGUCACGCAUACCUACCACGUUUAAAUCGACAAAAUACCGAGAUAUCCCCAGUAACUAGAAUGGACGAACAAAUGCACGACCUUUUGGAUGCAAUGACUGACGAUAAGAUUGAAGAAGACGUAGCAAAACUUACAGCUAAACAGAUAAUCAACCGCUUGAUCUUGUAUCUUCGUAAAAUUUCGUCCAUUGAUUUCAAAGCUGCAUUCCAAAUUGAAAACAUUCCUCAAUUUUCGAGAGAUACAGGUACUCUGUAUUAUAUUUUACCAUUUAAAUACGAAGGAGUUCACAUGGAAACAUUGGAUCCAGGCUAUGUGACAUUCAAACUUCCGAAGCAAGCCCUGGAUAAAUUAGACCGGUUCCAGAAAGUCAGGGCAUAUGAUGGAAUCCAUCUUUCUCCUUUGAAGUUCCAGUGGUAUAUCAGUGAACUCGUUCAAAAAGCUGUAAAACGAAUAGAUGCUGAGAAAAAGAGCCGAGCAAAACGAAACUACGAAAUAACCACCGACAAAGAGAGAUUAAAUACAGACGAAGAAAGUAGGGAUAUAGACAAAGAAAAGAGGAAUACGGAAGAAGGGAAGGGGAAUAUGGAUGAAGAAAAAUCAUAUGAAAAAAACAGGAAUGCAGGCGAAGAAGAGGGAGAUAUAGAUAAAGAAAAGGGAAAUAUGGAAGCAGAGAAGGGGGAUACGGAUGAAGGAAAUACAGAUGAAGGGGCGACAGAUAUAGAUGAUAAAAUAUCUAGUGAUAUGAUGAAUGAGAUGGAAAUGUUGGGUGUCGAAACAUGUUUACAUACUUCAGAAGUAUCAGACACAGAGUUCGAGUUACCGUUUACAAUUAAACUAGCUGGUGGAUGGAAGGUAGAACUUCUACCAGCAAUAUUCACUUCAUUAAAGGAUCCAGUGUAUUUGAUGAAACCAUAUGAAAUAGAUGAAAAUAAUCAUUCUGAUAUUCGUUGGCGAAUAUGUUAUGCCAAACGUGAAACAACAUUACUUAAGUCAAUAUGUAAUACCGACAAGGAUUUGAGAUUAGAAGCCAUGAAUGUGGUAUUAGCUUGUUUAAAAUGUGAUUCAAGGUUAACUUUAUUUUCAGAUUAUCAGAUUCAAACUUGUCUUCUACAUGACAUGGACUUUCUCAUGGAUAACUCACCGCGAUGGCAGAGACAGACAUUACAAAGAUGUGUUCAAUCUUUAUUUAAAAGGGUUUACGAUUAUGUGACUUCGCGAAAUUUACCACAUUUUUUCAUCGAAAAUUUUAAUUUAUUCGAAUACUGGACAGAAAAUGAACUAAAAGUAGCAAAAAGUGCCCUGGGAAGACUCAUCUCAAAUGAAUCCGCUAUGAUGAAUCUGAUACAAAGAACAUUACGCAGAACAAUUGACACGACUCCCGUUAGUUUACCAGAAAAUCGAAGCAGUUCGACGGAUUUUAACCGAUUUGAUUUGUAAUAUAUGUGAGUAAAAUGAUCAUUCACUAGA
Messenger RNA from Patella vulgata (common limpet), 1843 nucleotides. RefSeq lists its product as uncharacterized. The transcript has a single exon. The record is from RefSeq and is a predicted model, not a curated record. Bases 287 to 1813 code for a protein of 508 amino acids. NCBI's taxonomy places the organism in Eukaryota, Metazoa, Mollusca, Gastropoda, Patellidae.